AAAAGCAAAACACAUCCCUAACUCCCAACCUUCACGCUCUAAAACCAAAAAAAAAAAAAUAAUAAUAAUCCAAACGCUUGUCCUAUCGGCGACUCGCCUCUUAUAUAUUACCCUGAGGGGGGUCAAAUCUUUGACACCCCUCUCUGCGCACAAGAGAGCUUCUUUUUUCUCUGCCGUCAGCUCUGAUUUUCUUCCCCGAGCAAACAUGAGCUCAGUUGUGCAGGGGUUCACAAAGUCUCUCGCCAUGACUGUACUAUCCGAGAUCGGCGACAAGACCUUUUUCGCCGCAGCGAUCUUGGCAAUGCGUCACCCGAGAAGACUUGUUUUGUCUGGUUGCCUAGCUGCUUUGAUUGUGAUGACUAUUCUUUCUGCUGUUGUUGGCUGGGCUGCUCCAAAUCUGCUCUCUCGCACAUGGACUCAUCACAUAACAACUGUAUUGUUUUUUGGAUUUGGGUUAUGGUCCUUGUGGGAUGGAUUUACUGACAAAGGGGAGGCUGAAGAAUUGGCAGAAGUUGAAGCAAAAUUGGAUGCUGAUUGGAAAGCUAACACAGGAAUAACCAAAGAGGAUGUCAAGGCUGAUGAUGAAUUGAAGAAGCAGAGGCGAAUGUUUCUUGCACAGUUCUUCUCACCUAUAUUCUUGAAGGCAUUUUCCAUCACAUUCUUUGGUGAAUGGGGUGACAAGAGCCAGAUAGCUACCAUUGGCUUGGCUGCAGAUGAGAACCCAUUUGGCGUUGUACUUGGUGGAAUCGUAGGACAAGCACUCUGUACUACUGCUGCUGUUGUCGGAGGAAAAAGCUUGGCAUCUCAAAUAUCUGAGAAAAUAGUUGCCCUGUCAGGUGGAGUUCUUUUUAUUAUUUUUGGGAUCCAGUCCUUCCUUUCAACAGCUGAGUCAGGAGGCUCCUGAUCUUGCUAAUGGUUAGUAGUUCCAAAACAUUCACAACGUAGAAGUCACUGGCUAUUAAAUACUCAGGUGGGAAGAAAUAAUAAAAUACACUCUUUAUGUACUAAUUUGUGUAUGACUACAAAACGAAAGUCCAAUUGAGUAUUCAUAAUUGGUCGAGUGUUAGCAUUUUUGGUGGUGCGGAAUAGCAUCCAAGUUUCCUUCUCACUUCAGGCAUUAGCCACGGAGAAAUAAAGCCCCAAUAUGUCUCUCUAUUUGCAUCUUGGAGCGGUAUCUAGGAAUUGAUUUAGCGCUACUGCUCUUAAACUGGGAAGGCUUUCCUAUUGUUCAUCAUAUGAGAGAACUCCCAGGGUAUUACUGCACGCUGCCGCACACACAUGGUCAUGAUAGUGGAUGCUGGCUAACAUACUUUGUGCUGACAAAAACUGAUGAUUACCAUUUGUGGUUGCAUCUUUUCAGGGUUGAAAGCUGAUUAGGUGGAUUGAAAAGAUUUAGAAACAUUGAGAAUAUUGCCAUUAGCCAAUUCCACAGCAUUAUAUGAUUAUUUGAAAGCAAUUGUACAAUCAGAAACAAAACUGAUUCAAUUAGCUAAUUAACAUGUUUGAUUGACAUGAUCAAGCAGCAUGUUGUAUUAUUUGCAUUUUUGGCAAUGGCUGUCCAUUUGUUGCUGUUACAUCUGCUCCGUUUGGUGUAAGCUACUAAAAUAAGGAUUCUGUUGGAUACUGAAAUUCCUUAUUCCGUUAGUCAAUUUGAGGCACUUAAUUUGCUUCA
Molecule: messenger RNA, 1672 nt
Organism: Hevea brasiliensis (rubber tree)
Lineage: Eukaryota; Viridiplantae; Streptophyta; Magnoliopsida; Malpighiales; Euphorbiaceae
Product: GDT1-like protein 4
Exons: 12
Coding region: 206-904 (232 amino acids)
Biological process (GO): calcium ion transmembrane transport; manganese ion transmembrane transport; Golgi calcium ion transport
Cellular component (GO): Golgi apparatus
Molecular function (GO): calcium ion transmembrane transporter activity; manganese ion transmembrane transporter activity
Source: RefSeq, a predicted model, not a curated record